Tribolium castaneum (red flour beetle) is the source of this 2199-nucleotide messenger RNA. RefSeq names its product beta1,4-N-acetylgalactosaminyltransferase A (gene beta4GalNAcTA). The transcript has 5 exons. Gene Ontology annotation, molecular function: N-acetyl-beta-glucosaminyl-derivative 4-beta-N-acetylgalactosaminyltransferase activity; galactosyltransferase activity. The record is from RefSeq and is a predicted model, not a curated record. NCBI's taxonomy places the organism in Eukaryota, Metazoa, Arthropoda, Insecta, Coleoptera, Tenebrionidae. The coding region runs from base 407 to 1513 and encodes 368 amino acids. Gene Ontology annotation, cellular component: Golgi apparatus. Gene Ontology annotation, biological process: carbohydrate metabolic process; glycosphingolipid biosynthetic process.
GUAACGCGAUAUAACCACCGCUAAUGAAAAGAUAAUAAUUUGAAAACCGCAACAAUCGAUUACGAAACGUCACGCGAUCGAGAGAAAGUAAACGAAAGAGAAAUUUACUUAAACUUGACAUAUACGCACACUUCGAUCUGUUCCGGUCCUGUGCCCUCCACCCUCCAGCCGAUCCUCCCGAAAUUUCCAAGUUAAAAACAAUACUCUUGAAAAAAUCGUAACGUAUGUCCUGGCUAGAGUUGUCCGGUUGAAGUGGAGGGGAGACUACCUACCGGAUUUUAACAUUUCGCAUUUCUUCUCCGGGUUGCGGUGAUGUCAGUGUGGUGCGAGUGUAUCGUGUGAAAUGUACCAACGAUAAGUGAGCUGGAGGAUGCUUUGUCCCAUACAAACUAGGUAAGGGUGGGUGAUGCCCGGCUGGUACAGCACCGGCACCCUCUACAAGGGGUUGUUCUUCUUGGUAGUCAUACUACUGGCGCUCGAAUACCUCUUCGGAUCGAUCACCGAGACGAAACAUUUCUUCGUUUUUAACGCCACGAGCAGGAUUCCGCACCAGGAAAAGGUGGUCCAGCACAGCCCCCUUGUCUCCACGCUCCAUCUCAAGAAAGCCACCAAAAGUCCCCCACUGUUCAACAUCACCGAACUUCCCUCAACGAACAAUUCCGUCGAAUCGGUCGAAAGCGAAACGAUCAACGCCACGGCCUUGCCCCCCUGUCCCGACGUCACCAACAGCCUCCGCGGGAGGAUCGAGGUGCUGAAGGCGCCCGUCCCCAGCGUCCAGGAGCUGGAGGGGCGGUUCUCCUGGCUGCGCCCGGGGGGGCACUGGGCGCCCGACACGUGCAAAGUCCCCAAGAGUGUGGCGUUGAUUAUUCCGUUUCGCUGCCGUGGGGAGCAUCUCCUGCUGUUUCUCCAGCACAUGCAUCCGUUCCUGAAGAGGCAGCAGCUCGACUAUACGAUCUACAUAGUCGAGCAAGAUGGCGACGGACCCUUUAACCGCGCCAUGUUGAUGAACAUUGGGUUCAAAGAAGCGCUCAAAAUGCGAAAUUAUGAUUGUUUUAUCUUUCACGAUAUUGAUUUGUUGCCGGAAGACGACCGGAAUUUGUACACGUGUCCGCCGGGACAGCCCAGGCACAUGAGCGUCGCGGUGGACAUUUUCAAGUAUAGGCUGCCUUAUCCGGCCAUUUUCGGCGGGGUGUCGGCGAUAAAUAGGGAACACUUCGAGUUGUUGAACGGCUUUUCCAACUCGUUUUGGGGUUGGGGAGGCGAAGACGACGACAUGUCGAAUAGGAUUAGGUAUCAUAACUUGUACAUCUCGCGAUAUCCGUUGACAAUAGCAAGAUACACGAUGUUGACGCACAAAAAGGACAAGCCGAGCCCUAACAGAUACGACAUGCUGAAGCAGGGACCCAAACGCUUCGACAAGGACGGGCUCAACAGCUUGGAUUACAAACUGAUCCAAAGCAAAAAGAAUCUCUUAUACACCUGGGUUUUGGUGGGGAUCGAGCCGCCGAGGUGAUGAAGCUACAUUUCUUCGUUUUUGCGUUACUUCGGUUGAUUUGUACUUAUAUGAGUUCCUUUAAAUGUAACGUUUUUUUUAUUUAUUGAGACAGACAUCGAGGGACUUGUCUGGAUCCAAGGUGAUAAUAGAUUUUAAAAUGAAACAUUCCACCCAAACGAUUCGAAUUUUUUCUAGUCAUUACAUUCCUUACUAGAAUUCCAUUAGGAAAGCGCGACUUAAGUAGUCUUCCAUGUUCUGUUCAGGCGGUUGGGUGGCUUUUGUAGCGUUUCAAGGUCGAGUAGGCGGAGCGCCGCUUCCCCCACCACGCCAGUGGCGCCCUUACUACUCAGACCACAGCUUGCUUGAUUUAUAACCAAAUCUAGGAAGCUGUGCCUCAAACAUAAUAAUCUAACGAGUGAGAUUUUAGAGAUAGAAUAGGUGCCAAAACGUACCAAGAUCACUCAUUACUUAAUUUAGGCCUAGUUUCGUUGCGAUUUUGUGGCUGUGAUUCCCUUUUCUUGAUCACUCAUAUCGUAGUAAUACGUAACUACCUGCUUAUUUUCGGGGCGAGCUCGAAUUGACCGCCCCGAUUUGCGUUCAGUUAAGUGUUCCGUCAAUUGAGAAGAUGAUAUUUUGACUGUAUGUAUAUAUUUUUAAGUAAAACCAAUGUGAUAUAUGAGAAAAAUAAAGAUUUUUAAUAAGAA